Molecule: messenger RNA, 1416 nt
Organism: Suillus plorans
Lineage: Eukaryota; Fungi; Basidiomycota; Agaricomycetes; Boletales; Suillaceae
Product: major facilitator superfamily domain-containing protein
Exons: 14
Biological process (GO): transmembrane transport
Molecular function (GO): transmembrane transporter activity
Source: RefSeq, a predicted model, not a curated record
CAGGUCAUCUUCGAAGAUAAUGACAUACGAGAUCCCAUGAACUUCUCGUACAAAAAAAAGUGGACCAUCACAUUGGUGGCGUGUGCUUUCACUGGGAUAGUCGCUGCAGCGGCGGCCUCUUUUUCCAUGGGCUACCAGUCGAUGAUGCAGGAGCUAAACUGCACUCAGUUUCAGGCCACCAUCGGAUUGAGCAUGUGGUCAAUCGGAUUUGGCAUGGUUCCUCUCAUCACUUCGUCCUUCACGGAAGAAUUCGGUCGCCUGAAUAUAUAUAUCGUCUCGUCAUUUGCAUUCAUGCUUACAGAAAUUAUGAUUGCCCUCUCACCAAACAUACAGACCGUCAUACUUGGACGUCUUCUCGGGGGCGCAUUCGGCUCAACAGGUGCAACCUUGGUGGGUGGUUCGGUCGCCGACGUAUGGAAGCCACAUGAGCGUGGACGACCUAUGGCGUUUUUCGCUCUUGUUGCUGUGGCUGGAACGGGCCUUGGGCCCUUAAUUGCCGGUGUAAUAGAGGCAAGUCCUCGCCUUGGCUGGAGGUGGAUUCAGUGGAUUCAUGCUAUCUUUACAGGGGCUUAUUUCAUUUUUGUUGUGUUGCUCAUGAAAGAAACGCGCGCUACCAUAGUUUUAACUCGCCUGGCAAGGAAGAAGCGAAAAGAGACAGGAGAUUGUAGAUACCAAGCGAAAGCAGAGAUUGAAAAACAAAGCUUGAUAACUUUGAUCAAGAUUUCGUGCACACGACCAAUAUAUCUCUUGCUGACGGAGCCUGUCGUCCAGAGUUUCAGCUUGUGGAUUGGGUUUACGUGGGGCGUUGUCUAUGCCCUUGUCGAGUCUGUCUCCGCCGAGUUCCAGGCGAUCUACGGAUUUGACGUGCAGAACACAGGAUUUGUUUUCAGCACCCUCGUAUUUGGGAGCUUCAUUGGAUACUUUGCUAACAUCUAUCAGGAAAAGUUAUACCAGAAACAUUAUCCUCGGAAACGUCAGGAAGCGCGUCUUUAUCUCCCUUGUGUUGCAGCAACCCUCAUACCGAUUGGGAUAUUCAUCUAUGCUUGGACAGCAAGACCGGAAAUACAUUGGAUAGUGCCAGCAAUCGGUCUCACUAUAUUCAUGUCUGGCGGGUUUGUGAUUUACAUGGUGGUCUUUCUGUAUCUCGCAGAUUGCUAUGGGAUAUAUGCGUCGUCAGCCAUUGCAGGUCAGAGCAUGUGUCGAAAUUUGGCCGCAUCGAUCUUUCCUCUUUUCACGACACAAAUGUUUGCUCGCUUGACGUAUCAAUGGGGUCUGACCCUGUUCGGAUGCAUAGGUGCUGCGCUAGUGCCCAUACCAUGGGUACUUUUCUUUUAUGGGUCUAGGAUUCGUGCUCGAAGCAAGGUGUCACGAAAAAUUCUGGAGGAAGAAGAGUUGCAAGACAAUAUGGAGAAGUGA